AUGGCAUUUGGAAUUUGCAUACUCUACGCGAUUGUCCAACGUGGUUCCUCUCUGGAGCGCCGCUCGUCCCUCUCCACUUGUAGGCUUGCGUAUGACAUGAAUGACAAACAGGACAGGCCCUAUGUCUGCGGCGCCCCCGGCUGCUCUCAGCGCUUCCAGCAGGAGGAGCAUCUGAUGGUCCACAAACACAAGCACGAGAUGACCCUCAAGUUUGCCCCUGCGAAGGCCGACUCCGCUUUCACAGACGAGACUCCGACGCCGACGCGAUUUUUGCAGAACUGUGAAGAAGUCGGCGUGUUUCGGGAGAUCGAGGAGGAGUUCCUUCAAGCACAAGAGGAGGAAAACAUCAAACGGACGCUUUCUCACAAUGGGCCGUCCUACACGAACCAGCACCAGCUCAAGCCCCAGCUUCAGCUCCAACACCCCCCCCAGCACCAGCACCCCCACCCCCAGCCGCCGCUGCAUCACCCCCAGCCGCCGCUGAGCCAUCCCCACAGCCACGGCCCCAUGAUGGCGCCCAGCUGCAGCCUGGCCGCCCAGCAGGCGCUGACCUCCUCCUCCCAGUCCGGGUCGGUCAUCACCCAGACUCCCUCCACCCUCACACAUUCAGGGCCGGUUCCCGGGGCGCUGUCCUGCCUCCUCCACAUGCGAAACAGACACAGACAGCCCCUGCCAGCCUCCUUACCUGGCACCCUGCCAGACCCCGCCAUGCAAGGGGCAUCUGCUCAGCACAUGACCAUCGAAAAGCAGAUGUCCUGUGCAAUGGGUAUACCAGCUCCUGUACACAACCCCUCCUGCUCCUCACCUCAGAGAGCCAAACAGACGAUGGGCCACCAUUACCAGCAGCAACACCCGGGAAUGGUCCCCCUCAACAGCCCCGGGACAUCCAUGGGUCAUUUGAUGGAGAUGAUGUCCCAGCGCUACCAAGCACCUCCGCUGGCGCAGCACCACCCCCAACAGCAGCACCACCACCCCCACCACCCUCAUCAGGCCCAGCUUCCGGCCCCGCCCGUGGCCUACCACCAGCGGUGCCACGCCCCGCUUGCACAGCACCUAGGCUCCCCCCAAGGCCACCAGCUCCACCAGUCAGGGAACGGGCCGCACGCUCAGGCCCACCGCUCUCCGCCUCCUCCGCACCUCCACCAGGGCUCGCCGCCCGCCCCGCCCCUCACCGUCCCGGCGCAGCUGUCGCCGGUUGGGCAGCAGAUGCAGCCGUCCCACUCCCAGCACGCAGUGCAGGCAGCUGGAGGCUGCAGAGAGGGAGGAGGAGGGGGAGGGGGAGGGGGCAGUAACCGGCGCAGGAGGACGGCGGAGCAGGACCCGGACGAGCGGCGGCAGAAGUUCCUGGAGCGCAACCGGGCGGCGGCCACCCGCUGCCGGCAGAAGAGGAAACUGUGGGUGUCGUCGCUGGAGAAGAAGGCGGAGGAGCUGACGCACACAAACCUGCAGCUACAGAACGAGGUGACGUCGCUGAGGUCGGAGGUGGGUCAGCUGAAGCAGAUUCUGCUCACCCACAAGGACUGCCCGGUCACCGCUCGGCAGAGGGAGGCGCAGGGGUACCCCACUGCAGGGGUGAGCCCAGGAGGAAGUCCCACCCCUGCAGGGCCUGGGGCUCAUCUCCCAGCUAUCCAGCACCACAGCAUUUCCACCUCCUCGCCGGCCGAAGGCGACAGCGGCCGCGCGCCCUAAGCCCGGACGCUCGCCUUCUGCUCACGAGCGCGUGUCGCCGAACGGGUCGGGCGAGGUGUUUGUGCCGUUUUCAGACUUUUCUGGGGUGACGGGUGCAAAAAGGAAUCCUGUCUGUGAGCCUUUGUGAGAACUGUGACAGUUACACGGCAACUGGAUUCUCUUGUCAGUGGAGUAAAUGACUGUUUUCUGUUUACAUCAGUCUAACCCUCACCUGUAACCCACAGACAAUCCACACACACAUACACACACACACACACACACACCAUCAGAACUCUCUGAACAGCCUUUGCUCUGAUAUCUUGCACUAAUUUAGAAAAUCAAAGCCUAAAUAUUUCAUGAAAGUUUCUAACCGAGCAGACGCUCCUGCACACCUUAUGCCUUUUAUCCGAAGCCAGGGCAGCUUACAAUAACUUGUACAGCUGUAUUUGUUCUAGUUUUUAUAAAAAAACAAAUAAAACAGUUUGAGGCUAAAUGAUAUUUUAAGCAAUGAAAUUUCACAGUGUUGUAAAUAGAAAGUCAGCCGAACUCUGCAUGUGUGUUGGACAGCCAUUUAAAAGAUGAUUGUACAGCGUUUCCUAUGAGGCACUUUUCUUUUUUUUGUAACACAAAUGCCUUGAGUCACUAAAGUACUACAAAUUGCACUUCAUUUCUAAAUCUCUGUCAGUUCAAUUCAGCUGGAAUUACAUUUUUGUAUUGUAAAGAUGAGGACAAUCGCUGUAAAUCUAAUGCUAAAAUAAAAAGACUUAUUCUGGUAUCUUCUUGUGAUUGAUUUGUUCUUUCUCAAAACAGGAAAACUGAGGGAUUUGGCCUUUUUCAGUCCGUUUGGGUAAACAGGUCAAGUUGGGCGUUUGUAUCUGCUGAGAUUAUGCUUAUCGGUUUGACUCUGAACUCACAGUGUGGUCUUCUCCUGCCAUCUAGUGUCU
This is a messenger RNA of Menidia menidia (Atlantic silverside), 2612 nucleotides long. NCBI's taxonomy places the organism in Eukaryota, Metazoa, Chordata, Actinopteri, Atheriniformes, Atherinopsidae. The record is from the annotation of a GenBank genome assembly.